UCAAAACAGGAAGAGAAGUGGAUGAACGAAGUAUUCACUUUAAUAUUUCUGCAUUCACUAUUAUUCGUACGGUCUUUAAAUGUUUUGAACUAAUCAAUGAAUUCUUUCCAUUGAAAUGAAGAUCAGCACAUUGAAUUAGUGCAAGACUGUAUCUGAAAGAUGGCCGAAAUGGUUUAUGAUUUGUGUGUCAUUGGUGCCGGAAUGUUCGGGAGUGCGGCUGCAAGGCACGCGUCAGCCAAUCCGAGCGUCAAAGUGUGCUUGGUAGGGCCAGCCGAACCAACGCCUGACGAAUUUCAAAAACGAGAGAUUUUCGGAGCCCAUUAUGACGAAGGCCGGAUCACUCGCGUUCUGGACGAAGCGCCUGCAUGCCAAAUUCUUUCGUUACACUCCAUAAGCAGGUACAGAGAGCUGGAGAAAUUAUCAGGAAUUAACUUUUAUGAGCCUAUUGGCUGUCUCUUCUCUGGACCUAAAAAUGGUGGCUUCAUUCAGAGUUGCCUCAGAAGUGGCGCUGUGCACAAAGUGCCUCUGGUGGAGAUGGCGGGAAAUUCAGAGACAUUCAGAAAGAGAUAUCCUUACUUGAAUUUGAAAGAUGAGGAAAUCGCGUUAUUGGACGACUCUGGAGGAGGUCACAUCAGUCCUAGGAAUUUUGUAGCAGCUCAAAAGAAAGUGGCCCGUCUGCAGGGUUGCCAUAUUAUAGACAGUGUCGUUUGCGGUACCGAGACACAAAGUGAUGGAAUUCAUGUGGUCAAAACUGAGUCAAAAGGGACUAUUAAAGCUAAACGAUUGUUGAUAGCGACUGGAGGCUUCGUUAAUUUGAAGAACAUGAGUGUUCUGAAACCACUAGUAGUGAAACGUCUGAAAGAAACUGUGGUGUUACUUAACCUUCCAGAAGAUGAAGCGAAAAGAUUAAGCUCCAUGCCUUCCAUGAUAUCCUUAAGAAAUACCAAUCGAGGACACAUAGGAGCUUACAUUUUACCUCCUAUUAAAUAUCCUGAUGGACAAUAUUACUUAAAAUUCGGGAAGUCUCACACGCACGAGGACAACGACGAACUGAAAACUUUAGAAGAAGUGCGGGAGUGGUACUUGUCCGACGGUGAUAAAGAGAUGGAGGAUACACACGUAAAGUUUGCAACUGAAUUGAUACCAGGUUUGAAAUUCAGUGGUCUGAAGAAGCAUACUUGCGCCACCUGCAACACACCAUCUGGUCUACCCUACAUUGAUCGGGUGUCCCCCACCGUUACCGUGGCAGUGGCCGGCAACGGAAAGGGGGCCAAAUUUUCAGACGAGGUGGGUAGGAUUGCGGCUCACUUGUGCCUCACUGGAAGAUGGGAUUCGGAACUCUCACAGGGUCUUUUCGAGGCUGUUUUCCAGUGAAAUUCUGUUUUUGGAAUGAACAAGAACAGUUAUUUAAAUCAACCUCAGGUAUCUGGGGAUAUUAUUCGAUUUUAUAAUGGAUGAAAUUAUGAACUCCUAUUCGAAGAGGAUUUGAAGCUACAGCAGAAAAAAUUAUUUGCAGUCACAGGAUGAUUUUUGAGAUAAUUCGAUUAGUGUUUAUGUGUAUGGUAAAAUGCAUCACCAACUGAUUCAACACACUUGUAAGAAGAUUAUUUAAUAUAAUUUAACCAGGGUCCUAUUUAGCCUAAAUGGGGCCCGGGCAAAAACUUCUCUGUCUUUCUUCUUUUUUUGUCUUUGAAAAGCAAUGUUAAAAAAAAGUUCAUUAAAGAAGGAAACGUAAAAUAAACUUUCGAUUUGAUUUGAGGGCCCUCUCUGAUAUAGGGACCCGGAGAAAUUGACCCGUAUGCCCCUGUCUUAGUCAGGCUCUGUAUUUAACUUUCUUGUUAUGCAUUCAAAAUCCAGAAAAUUUGGUACAGAAUAUCUUAUGCAAAAUACGGAUACAACUUAGUCCAUCCAUGCAUACAAUCCAUUGCAUUCAGAAAUGUGUCCGAGACUUGAUCUAAAAGUAUUGGGAUUGCUACCUUAAACUCAAACUAAAGUCUAUGGUCAGUUAUGGAUCUUGAACUUUCCUAAUUAUAGCGCAUACACUAAAGUUUAUAAAACAGGAGUUUCCAGUAGAGUUUUGAAAAUCCCAUGUAUACAUUUUGCUGUCGCCAUAUUUUUUUUAUGAGAGAAAAAAUUAGGCUGUAUACUAUACCCGAUUUCUUGUAAUGCUAAACCUUCUUGAAUUAGAGCCAUUAAUUCGCCAUUCAUCUACUGUUACAAUUGCAGCCAGUCUUUUUUUUUGAUCUACAGAGAGAAAUAUAAGCAUACAUUUGACAAACAUAUGGUUAAUACCUAAAUUUUCUGUCGAAAUGUAUUGAAUUGAGCUAAAGCUAAUUCUACACUUUUCAAGUAACCCACGAAUAGUGACUUGAUGAUUUUCAUGUCUAACUGAAAACAGGUAUUGGAUUGAAUUAAUAUUUGUCAGUGUUUUAGGAAUCAUCAUUUCUGACAUUUCUGCUAUGUUAGAAAGGCGGUUUAUAAAUUUUCUCCAUAAACUUACAUUAACGUUGUUAAAAUCGCACCAACCUAUUUUUAAAAUUUUAUCUAAAUUUAAUGCAAAUUUUCUGCUUAAUUUUCUCUGCCAAAAAAAAAAAGCAUGUGGUAGCUUAGUACACACAUUUUUUUCAGUACUGUAUGGUAGAAAUGGACCAGAAAGUACGAUUUUGUAACUUUCGGAAUAUGGUUGAGAAAGUUCUAAGUCAAUAUCUGUCGAGCAUACUCACAAUACGUGUUUUGACUUUGCGGAUAGAGCAGCUGUCUAGAUAUUUUUAAAUACACUUUGUAUAAAAAGAGAUAUAAAUCUCUAUCAAUUAUAAUGAAAAAUACUGAUAUAUUCAGUAAUUAACGUUAUGCCUAAGUGAUGCUUUGAAAUAUUUCUUAGUUUUUCACAGGCAAAUAUAAAAUUCUCCCUCUUACGAAUUACCUUAGUAAGUCUUGCGUACUCAAUACCAAUAGUAUAAAAACUCCGACAGAAUCUCCAAUUUACUAACAGUACAAAAAGAUAAUAGGAUGAAUAUGACCUUAUCGUACGUCAAGAAUUCUUUCUCGUAAAAUUCUUACAUACAAGACUAGAAUUCAAAGCUCGAACCUCAACAAGAUCUGAGCUAAAAUUAUGAAAUUUAACAGGUAUGGUACGGAAUUUCAGGACUCAUACCCAACAAACAUCUGAUACCCUUUUUCUA
Messenger RNA from Argiope bruennichi, 3182 nucleotides. Its product is annotated as monomeric sarcosine oxidase-like. Gene Ontology annotation, molecular function: flavin adenine dinucleotide binding; sarcosine oxidase activity. The record is from RefSeq and is a predicted model, not a curated record. The transcript is spliced from 9 exons. Lineage: Eukaryota; Metazoa; Arthropoda; Arachnida; Araneae; Araneidae. Bases 160 to 1374 code for a protein of 404 amino acids.